Messenger RNA from Olea europaea var. sylvestris, 1193 nucleotides. RefSeq names its product probable glutathione S-transferase. The coding region runs from base 147 to 812 and encodes 221 amino acids. Gene Ontology annotation, molecular function: glutathione transferase activity. Gene Ontology annotation, biological process: glutathione metabolic process. Lineage: Eukaryota; Viridiplantae; Streptophyta; Magnoliopsida; Lamiales; Oleaceae. Gene Ontology annotation, cellular component: cytoplasm. The transcript has 2 exons. The record is from RefSeq and is a predicted model, not a curated record.
AUCCAAACAUGCACCAACUCCAGCCACCCAAUUCUUUUUCCUACGUACAUUCCCCAUUUCCCUGAAGAAAACAUUGAAACCUAUCCUAAAUACGCUCUUCACAUAUCUUUUGCUGUCAUAGAGGUUUUCUUGUUAGAAUCAAGAAAAUGGGUAAUGAUGAAUUGAUAUUGUUAAGUUACUGGCCAAGCAUGUUUGCAGCAAGGGUCAGAAUUGCACUGGAAGAGAAGGGACUCAAUUAUGAGUACAGAGAAGAGGAUUUGCCAAAUAAUAAAUCUCCUCUGUUGCUCGAAAUGAACCCGGUUUACAAGAAAAUUCCGGUUUUGAUUCACAAUGGGAAACCAAUUUGUGAAUCGAAUAUUAUAGUUCAAUACAUUGAUGAGGUUUGGAAUGAUAAAGCUCCACUUCUGCCCUCUGAUCCUUAUGAAAAAGCUCAAGCUAGGUUUUGGGCUGAUUAUAUUGAUAAGAUACGCGAUAUUGGGUGGAAAAUAACAUAUCAUAAGAACAAAGUAGAGGUAGAGGAAAGCAAGAACGAAUUGCUCGAAAUGUUGAAGGCCUUGGAAGGAGCACUAGGAGAUAAGCCUUAUUUUGGAGGGGAAAACUUUGGAUAUGUUGAUAUUUCUCUUAUUGGAUACUACAUGAUAUUUUAUACCUAUGAGACCUGUGCGAAUUUCAGUAUAGAGGCUGAGUGCCCCAAGCUAAUUGCAUGGGUAAAGAGGUGCUUGGAGAGGAAGACCGUUUCCAAGUCUCUUGGUGAUCCCAAAAUUGUCUAUGAAAUAGCUGUCGAGUGGAAAAAGAGGCUUGGUUUAGAGUAGUGAGGAAUUGUGUUAUGUUUGCGAAUAAACACGAAUGCAUUUGAAAUAGCGGAGAAUUUUACGUCCUAUGUAAACGACAUAAUGCUCGUUCACAAGAGUGUCUGAAUCGUGUUGCGUUGCGUUGUGUUGUGUAAUGUCUUGUUGACGAUUUUUAAUGUGUUUUUAAUAAAGAAAGCGUCAAGUUGUGUUUGUAUCUUAGGUAGUCCUUUUGUUUUCCUUAAGAGUUUUGAAAAGGUGGGUUAGAAAUGCUAAGUUAGUUUUCUAAUUUUUCAGAAAAUUGAAAACGUCACCUUUGACCACCUUCAAAAUAGUCUAUCCUUUUGUUUGAGUUGUAAGUUAGUCCUCAAUUUAUAGAAAGCGAGCGAGUUGAUUCUUGCACUC